AUGGAGUCUGCUGAGAACUCAUCUGAAUGUGUUCCAAAUGAUUCAAAAAAAGAUAAGAAACCACCACCACUGUCAUUACUAGCUAUUGCAGAAACUAGAAGGGAACGACUUGAAGGUUUCUUUUGGCCUUCAAACGUCAACCAACCGCAUAUGGAAGUGGAAAAGGGGAAUGUAUCAGGUUUAAAUGGGAAGGUGAUACAAGAAGACAUGGAUCAAAGAAACAGUGUGGCCAACGAUAUAAAUAAAAUUCUGAGGGGGGUUGAGUCCAUGUCAAACAAGCUCGAAGAUCUGAGCAGUCGUGUACAACUUAUGGAGGCAGUGUUGCAAAAAUUUCAACAAAAUCAACCUGGGUUUUCUUUUUCUCCAGUUGAGGAGUCCCAAGGGAUACCUUGUGACCAAAACAUUGUUUGGUAUCCAACAAGGACCAGUUGUCUACUCCUCCUAAGAAUAUAG
This is a messenger RNA of Lactuca virosa, 453 nucleotides long. The record is from the annotation of a GenBank genome assembly. Lineage: Eukaryota; Viridiplantae; Streptophyta; Magnoliopsida; Asterales; Asteraceae.